AUGAAACCUCCAUCUCAAAAGCGAAAGGCUCCUACAACCUCUACUGCCGCUCCCAAGCGAAGGAAGCAACCCGCUAGAAGGCGAAAGUAUCCUACUCUAAGUCCUUCUCAGAUUGAUGACAAAAACUCAGAUUCUGAGACUGAGUCCGAGAUUCGCAUUGAGGAGGAUCCCCCUAUUCGCAAUGAGGAUGUUGAACCCAUUCACACUGAAGAACAAGAACAAGUUCGCACUGAGCGAGAGGUAACUCCACCAAUUAAUGAAUAUGUUCCUUCUCCUCCUCCCUCACCAAAAACAACUACUUCUGUACUAAUAACCAUUGCUCCGCUCCCUAUAGUAUCAUCCCAAGCACCCACAAUGAUUCUUGUCUCCAUACCCAUUUUCAUAGAUUCCAUGAUUCCACCCCAACCCUCUUCUGCACCUGAAUGUUCAGUCAACGUAUCUGAUACAGGGGCUAAUACUUCAGGUUUUUCAACCCAUGUUACCCCACCCAUCUCUCCUAUUAGUACUGAUGAUCCAAAAAUGUUUUUUGGAGAUGAUGACGAUGAAGAUUUAGAAGCUUUCUCUUUCAGUCCUUUUCAAAUAAGGGUUGAUAAUAACGAUGAUGUCUCUACUUCUAAAGCAGAGUUCAAAUCUAUUCAUGAGAAGCUUGAUCAGUUGCUUCUCACUUCCAGCACUUCUACUUCUGAAGCUUAUUCAAAAGCUGAUGUUGAAGCUAUUCUUGAGCUAGUCACAAAGGAGCAUACUGCUAAUUCCUCUUCUUUCUCUAAGGUAGUUUCUGACUCGGCUGCUGUUUGCAAGGAAACGACUGAAAAAGUCGAUAAACUAAUUACUGAUACAAGGGUAUUUAUGGAUGAAUACCAGGUUACCUACAACAACAACACCUCCACAACAAACAAAGUUAUUCAAAAUGUUGGUGCCAUGUUCAAAGGAGAAAAGACGAGCUUUGUUGAACUUCGCACUGAGUUCAAGUCUGAUCACGAAGCAUUCCAAGCCUCUGUUGAUGCGAAACUCUCAAAGCUUCAGGCAAACUUGGCAAUGGAGACUGAGACCGGUGUUCGCGAUGCUGCACCGUUUGGAGGGUGUUUCGACACCGAUGUUGUUUCCGAAACAAGGGGAGAAGGGAGCUCAAAAGUUCAUACGGAGGAUGUCAAACCCAAAGUCUCAGUUAAACCUCCUGUCAUCAAGCAAGAUCCAAAAAACAAGGAUCCGUUAUUUAGCAACGAAUCAAUCAUUGAUGAUAGUGAAGACGAAGAGCCUGAUGAAGUUGAGCUUAAAAGACAGAAGGCUCGCGAAGCAGAGAUUGACGAACAUGCUCGCAUCGUCAGAGAGGCUGAGGACAAAGAAAGAGCUGAAAAGGAAGCUCAUGCCACUCUUAAAAGUAAAAUGUUGCUUUUUCCAAAAUAG
Messenger RNA from Lactuca sativa (garden lettuce), 1404 nucleotides. Lineage: Eukaryota; Viridiplantae; Streptophyta; Magnoliopsida; Asterales; Asteraceae. The record is from RefSeq and is a predicted model, not a curated record.